Messenger RNA from Carlito syrichta (Philippine tarsier), 4383 nucleotides. RefSeq names its product neurobeachin (gene NBEA). The record is from RefSeq and is a predicted model, not a curated record. Gene Ontology annotation, cellular component: cytosol; membrane. NCBI's taxonomy places the organism in Eukaryota, Metazoa, Chordata, Mammalia, Primates, Tarsiidae. The coding region runs from base 214 to 2670 and encodes 818 amino acids. Gene Ontology annotation, molecular function: protein kinase binding. Gene Ontology annotation, biological process: intracellular protein localization. The transcript is spliced from 20 exons.
AUCCUUAGCCAAUUACACGAUUUCUGGCGUUUGGAUUACUGGGAAGAUGAUCUUCGUCGAAGGAGAAGAUUUGUUCGCAAUGCAUUUGGUUCCACUCACGCUGAAGCAUUGCUCAAAGCGGCAAUAGAGUAUGGCACUGAAGAAGAUGUGGUGAAGUCAAAGAAGACAUUCAGAAGUCAAGCAAUUGUGAACCAGAAUGCAGAGACAGAACUGAUGCUGGAAGGAGACGAUGAUGCAGUCAGUCUGCUACAAGAGAAAGAAAUCGACAAUCUUGCAGGCCCGGUGGUUCUCAGCACCCCUGCCCAGCUCAUCGCUCCCGUGGUGGUGGCCAAGGGGACGCUCUCCAUCACCACGACAGAAAUCUACUUCGAGGUAGAUGAGGAUGAUCCUGCCUUCAAGAAGAUCGACACCAAAGUUCUCGCAUAUACUGAGGGACUUCAUGGAAAAUGGAUGUUCAGCGAGAUACGAGCUGUAUUUUCGAGACGUUACCUUCUACAAAACACUGCUUUGGAAGUAUUUAUGGCAAAUCGAACCUCAGUUAUGUUUAAUUUCCCUGAUCAAGCAACAGUAAAAAAAGUUGUCUAUAGCUUGCCUCGGGUUGGAGUAGGAACCAGCUAUGGUUUGCCACAAGCCAGGAGGAUAUCACUGGCCACUCCUCGACAGCUUUAUAAAUCUUCCAAUAUGACUCAGCGCUGGCAAAGAAGAGAAAUUUCAAACUUCGAAUAUUUGAUGUUUCUCAAUACUAUAGCAGGACGAACAUAUAAUGAUCUGAAUCAAUAUCCUGUGUUUCCAUGGGUGUUAACAAACUAUGAAUCAGAGGAAUUGGACUUGACUCUUCCAGGAAACUUCAGGGAUCUAUCAAAGCCAGUUGGUGCUUUGAAUCCAAAGAGAGCUGUGUUCUACGCAGAGCGCUACGAGACAUGGGAAGAUGACCAGAGCCCUCCCUACCAUUAUAACACCCACUACUCAACUGCAACAUCGACCUUGUCCUGGCUUGUUCGGAUUGAACCUUUCACAACCUUCUUCCUCAAUGCAAAUGAUGGAAAGUUUGACCACCCAGAUCGAACCUUCUCGUCAGUCGCAAGGUCAUGGAGAACUAGUCAGAGAGAUACUUCUGACGUAAAGGAACUUAUUCCAGAGUUCUACUACCUACCAGAGAUGUUUGUCAACAGUAAUGGAUAUAAUCUUGGAGUCAGAGAAGAUGAAGUCGUGGUAAAUGACGUUGAUCUUCCCCCUUGGGCAAAAAAACCUGAAGACUUUGUACGGAUCAACAGGAUGGCCCUGGAAAGUGAAUUUGUUUCUUGCCAACUCCACCAGUGGAUCGACCUUAUCUUUGGCUACAAGCAACGAGGACCGGAAGCUGUUCGUGCCCUGAACGUCUUCCACUACUUGACCUAUGAAGGCUCUGUGAACCUGGAUAGCAUCACUGACCCUGUGCUCAGGGAGGCCCUGGAGGCACAGAUACAGAACUUUGGACAGACGCCAUCUCAGUUGCUUAUCGAGCCACACCCGCCUCGGAGCUCUGCCAUGCACCUGUGUUUCCUUCCACAGAGUCCGCUCAUGUUUAAAGAUCAGAUGCAGCAGGAUGUGAUCAUGGUGCUGAAGUUCCCCUCGAAUUCUCCGGUGACCCAUGUGGCAGCCAACACACUGCCCCACCUCACCAUCCCCGCUGUGGUGACAGUGACCUGCAGCCGGCUGUUUGCUGUGAAUAGGUGGCACAACACAGUAGGCCUCAGGGGAGCUCCAGGAUACUCCUUGGAUCAAGCCCAUCAUCUUCCCAUUGAAAUGGAUCCAUUAAUUGCCAAUAAUUCUGGUGUAAACAAACGACAGAUCACAGACCUUGUUGACCAGAGUAUACAAAUCAACGCGCAUUGUUUUGUGGUCACAGCAGAUAAUCGUUACAUUCUCAUCUGUGGAUUCUGGGAUAAAAGCUUCAGAGUUUAUUCAACAGAAACAGGGAAACUUACUCAGAUUGUAUUUGGCCACUGGGAUGUGGUCACGUGCUUGGCCAGGUCCGAGUCGUACAUUGGCGGGGACUGCUACAUCGUGUCUGGGUCUCGAGACGCCACCCUGCUGCUCUGGUAUUGGAGCGGGCGGCACCACAUCAUCGGAGACAACCCUAACAGCAGUGACUACCCUGCCCCAAGGGCUGUCCUCACAGGCCACGACCAUGAAGUUGUCUGUGUUUCUGUCUGUGCAGAACUCGGACUUGUUAUCAGCGGUGCUAAAGAGGGCCCUUGCCUUGUCCACACCAUCACUGGAGACUUGCUGAGAGCCCUGGAAGGACCUGAAAACUGCUUAUUCCCACGCCUGAUCUCGGUCUCCAGCGAAGGCCACUGUAUCAUAUACUAUGAACGAGGGCGAUUCAGCAAUUUCAGCAUCAAUGGGAAACUUUUGGCUCAGAUGGAGAUCAAUGAUUCAACACGGGCCAUUCUCCUGAGCAGCGACGGCCAGAACCUGGUGACGGGAGGGGACAACGGCGUGGUGGAGGUCUGGCAGGCCUGUGACUUCAAGCAGCUGUACAUUUACCCCGGAUGUGAUGCUGGCAUUAGAGCAAUGGACUUAUCCCAUGACCAGAGGACUCUGAUCACGGGCAUGGCCUCUGGUAGCAUCGUAGCCUUUAAUAUAGAUUUUAAUCGGUGGCACUAUGAGCAUCAGAACAGAUACUGAAGGCGGAGACCCGAGCGCCAGGCUGAGGGGAGAGCACGCGCGCUGCACGCAAGGCCCUAUUUCAGCAGAAACCGUCUGCAUCGGCCCGUCUCUACAUCCCAUCACACCCAGCAGUAGCUGUCCAUGGUAGUCAGCAACCAUUUUCCUUUGUGUGUUUUUUCACGACGGAACACCAGCUGCUGUCAAGCAAGCUUCUAUCAUGUAAAUUAUAUGAAUUAGGAGAUGUUUUGGUAAUUAUUUCAUAUCUUGUUGUUUAUUGAGAAAAGGUUGUAGGACGAGUCACAAGAGACUUUUGACAAUUCUGAGGAACUUUGUGUCCAGUUGUUACAAAGUUUAAGCUUUGAACCUAACCUGCAUCCCAUUUCCAGCCUCUUUUCAAGCUGAGAAAAAAAAAAAACACGUUUGAUACUUUGUACAUCAGAUGCAUCUUAUUUAAAAGGGAUACUUUUGUAAAAGUAAAACCUUGUAUAAAGAACAAAACGUUUCUUAAUUUUAUUGUGGAGUUACAACUUGCAUGUUCUUUACUCCUGAUGGAACAGGUGCAUUCACACUAUGAAACAGAAAGAUCUGUCCAAGAACACAGCUUGUAGGAGAGGGUUGAAUUUGGGCUCAAUCAGUAAUUUUUGACAUUUUCACCAAAAUAUGGUUUGCACUUUUUCAUCUAAAUUCAUCCCUUCUAAGUGAAAUUUGUGCACUAAGCAUUUGGAUACUAAGCCAUUCUUUGCCGUUUGGGGUACUUUAUACAAAGAAAAAAGUCAGCCCUACUCUUUCUAACGUGAAGGCACAGCAGAAAGGGGGCUUAGGGGUGAGGUCCUGUUUACCUUGUCUCAAUAGGAGUCAUGUGUUCAUAGUGACGACUUCCCGGCACCUGGACACCUCUUCCAGAAUCAUCCUGCUGGCUUAGUGUGUAUACCUUAGGGGCAGAGAAGCUGAAGCUAACUUACUUUUUUCCCUCUUUGGUUCUUGAAUAGCUUAGUUUCUUUAAUAACAAGUCGAACUUGAUUACAACAGUAACUGAAGUUCUUUUAGGUUCUUGUGAAAUUCUCACCUAAAACCACAGUCUUAGCCUAAGGCAUUUCAUCUUUUCUGAUCUAAAACGAUGGCUGUCAAAUGAUUUUCCACACAUUGUACCGAUCAAGUUACAUGCCCAGGGGUAUAUAUGCUUUCUUCAUGUUUCUUCUUUGUAUCUUUGGUGACUGUAUCGUCCUAGAUGUACAUAUUGUGUCAGUAGGGCUAUGAGGCAUGUUACAGGAAUGUAAUUUUCUCUGAAUUUACACUCACUUGCAGUCAUUUAUUUAAAACGAUAAAACAAGAUAAUGGGUUCUUUGUAUUGGCACUUUGCACCAGAAACAUAUCAUUAUUUAUUGAUGUGAUUACUUCUGUUAUCCACCUUGUACUGGUAAGUUUUAGCACUGAAUUCCUUCUUCAUUGUUGUUUGUAUUUAUGAAAUUCUGAAAUUACGGGGAAUCGGCGUAACGAUUAAGUUAUUCAUCGCAGGCUGUAAGCAAUAUCUUGAGUUUGUAGCUUAGAAUUGGGAGGACACUGAGCAUCUGGAAGACGAGUUCAUUUCAUCUUGAGAUCUUGGUGAAACAUUUCGGGUCUAUAAAUUCCUUAAGCUAUCGUAACCAUGUUUUAUUGCAAAGAUGUAAAAUAUGCCAGAUGUGUGUGAGUUGGAAAUCAAAACGCGAAAAAUAAAAUAUGCAAAGAAUUCAC